CGUUAAGUCGUUGUAUCAACAUUGCAAAGACACUCUCAAUUUCAUUAACCAUUUUGUAAGAUAUUUUUCAAGCUUAAUUUACAGAGUUUUUUUAGCAACAGAAAGUCGUGAAAACCUUGAAUCCAUCAUGGCGGCAAACAAGGACUCCAAAAUCGUGCAAGACACUUCGAUGAAACUAGGUGAUGACAUUAACCUUGCCGAGCAAGACAAUGUCGAAUUGGAUCCCGACUUGGCCCAGAAUAAAUACCCAGACUUGAGCGGCGCCAAAUCGAUUAUGGCGAAAUACCUCACCAAAGAUGUCUUCGAAAGACUGAAAGAUAAGAAGUCCAGCACUGGAUUCACCAUUGCUAGAGCCGUGAAUACUGGAGUCCGGAAUAAACCAAAGUCUCUGAUGGGUUGCCAUGCCGGGGACACAGAUUCCUAUGCAGUGUUUGGGGAGUUUUUUGACCCAGUCAUUGAGGAAUACCAUCGUGGUUUCAAACCGACUGACAAGCACGUGACAGAUAUGAACGUGGAGCACUUGAAAGGCAAUAUUAAGGAGCCUGGGAAGAUCAUUUCAACAAGAAUCAGAGUGGCAAGAAACAUCACCGGAUUUAACUUGGCGCCAGGGCAGAACACCAAAGAUGAGAAGCUGGCGGUUGAAGCGCUGAUGCUCAAGGUCUUCGACAAACUGGAAGGGGACUUGAAAGGUCGUUACUAUUCCUUGGCCAAGAUCACUGAAGAAGAGCGCCAGCAGUUGGUCAGAGAGCAUUUGCUAUUUAAGGGUAACGACAAGAUGCAGGCUGACAGCGGGUACCAUCGCUGGUGGCCCCAUGGGCGUGGCAUUUACCUCAACGAGAACCGUACCUUUGCCGUCUGGUUGAACGAGGGUGAUCAUAUUCGAGUCAUUUCUAUGCAGCAGGGUGGCGACGCACGUUCGGUCUUUACAACUUUGGUCAAAGCUGUGAACACAAUCGAAGCUCUCGUGAAAGAAAUUGACGGCCGUAGUUUCCAGAAAACCGACCACCUGGGUAUGAUAACCUGUUGCCCCACCAAUUUGGGUACGGGGCUGAGGGGUGGGGUCCUUAUCCAGCUGACGAAGCUCCAAGCCAAGAUGGGUGAAGAUGGGUUAAAAGAAUGGGCGAACGCCAAUCAUUUGCAAGUGCGAGGUCUGUAUGGAGAGCAUUCUGACUCAUCUGGAGCGAUUUACGAUGUAUCAAACAAAUACAGAUUAGGUUAUUCUGAAGUACAGCUGGUUCAGUUUGUUAUUGAUGGUGUUAACAAGCUCAUUGAGAUGGAAGCCAGUGGUUGACUUGCCUUGAACAUUUGAAAGAAAGUUUAGAAAGUUUACUAUUCUGUGUUUUUAUGAAGCAUAUAAACCCAUUCUAAAAUAAUAUCUUGCACUUUUUUAUGCUUUUAUGUUUAGGUAUAAACGUUAAGUUUAUUCUCAUGUUAGUUAGAAAGUUUGAAACAUUGAUCAUGUAAGUAAGGAUAUUUAAUAAUUCAAAGUUCGCACAUUUGAGUAGAUUUUGUAAGUUUUUUUAGAUGU
Dendronephthya gigantea is the source of this 1528-nucleotide messenger RNA. Its product is annotated as arginine kinase-like. Bases 128 to 1291 code for a protein of 387 amino acids. The record is from RefSeq and is a predicted model, not a curated record. The transcript is spliced from 6 exons. Gene Ontology annotation, molecular function: creatine kinase activity. Gene Ontology annotation, biological process: phosphocreatine biosynthetic process. NCBI's taxonomy places the organism in Eukaryota, Metazoa, Cnidaria, Anthozoa, Malacalcyonacea, Nephtheidae.